Messenger RNA from Pogona vitticeps (central bearded dragon), 4533 nucleotides. RefSeq names its product cilia and flagella associated protein 69 (gene CFAP69). Lineage: Eukaryota; Metazoa; Chordata; Lepidosauria; Squamata; Agamidae. The record is from RefSeq and is a predicted model, not a curated record. Gene Ontology annotation, cellular component: sperm midpiece; non-motile cilium. Gene Ontology annotation, biological process: positive regulation of flagellated sperm motility; response to odorant; olfactory behavior.
AGCAUCCGAGUAACAAAGGUUAAGAACCAACAAGUAAAAUUCCUAAAACCAUACAGGAAUGAUGUAACCUCCAAUGUAAGUUGCAAAAUAAUUUUUAAAAUGGAUGACACAGUGAACCAAUGUGAGCAAUGUUCAUCAUCCCACAUAUUUCAUAUAUUUACUUGCUUUCAUAGCAACACACAAUAUUUUCUUGUUAAUUCUCUCUUCAGUUGUAUACUGUCUUAAUCCUCAAUUGUAUACUCUUACCCUUUUGUCUCUAUUAGGCUUUCUCGUAUUUUUUUCAUAUAAAGCUGUUUUAUUAAUAUCAAAUUUAAAAACCAGUACCACUACCUCCCUUUUUUAUUUUUGCCUUUAAGAAUAUAGCCCAGAAUCCUGUUGGGGGAAAAUGAAUGGGAUGAUGGAAUGAUAACCAUGGAGGAAAUUCUCCCCUUUUGGCUUGGUGUCAAUCACACAACCACCAAUGCAAUGUUUAUAAAAAUGGUUACUUGACCAGUCCUGUGACAGACCCCUCCACCAAUAGGGGAAAUUAAUUGUGCAUUUUUCCAUUCAUUGAAGUGCACAGUAAUAUUCAGUGAGAUGAAGUUCGUUAAAGUGUACAACUUAAUUAGAGGGAUGGCUAUUAAUAGUUAUUCAUGCCAAAUGUCAUCUUUAUCUUAGCUUGUUGAGUGGAAACUUUUUCAAAUUUGAAGCAAACAUUUUUCCCCUUUAGGAUUGGAUGUUCCAUAAUGUGGAACUUUCAGAAUAUGGCACAGACUUUCUCUUCAGGAAUAUCUUAGUCAUUUUGCAAUGCCAGGCUGGUUGACAGCAUUUGGCCAGAAAAGCGUGCCUCUGGAAAUACCUUUAUCUAGUUAAGAAAAGCAUUAUACAGUACUCCAAGACACCGUUUCAAACAUUACUGUCAUGGCUUCAUUCAUCCCAGGUUGGCUCUGGAGAAGCGACGUUCCGCGGAAUUCGGAGGCUUCAACGGUCGCGCCUCCCUUUCAGAGCCUCCAGCGCCCAGCAACGUAGGAUUCUUGAGUUCAGGAAGACCUGUAGUGUAUGAGAAAAACGGCCCGUCUCCUUUGCCUUCAGGGACAUCCAUCCCCUUGACUGUGUAUUAAAUACCAUAUAUGUGGGCGUGCUAACAGGGUGUUUUUUAGAAGUCGGAGACCGUGAGGAAUGAAGAGGGGAAACGGUUGGAGGCCGGAGGCCUCAGCCUCCCUUCCCGCCAAGGAGCGAAGUGGGCGCCGUGCUGGGCUGAGGCGAGGGAGUCGCGGUGGCGCCCUUUCCUCUUCCUUGCCUUCUGAGCGCCGGAGCGCGUCUCUGAGGCCCUGCCUUCCCUCACCGCUUGCCCCAAACACUCCGGGCUGAAAGUUUAUUUUUCCUUUCCCGUUCCCUCAGGGCUCCCAUCGUUAGCUGGCGACUCAGGCUCCCAUGGCAACCGCGCCCGGCUUGUGUUUGUCGACGGCUCGGUUACCAGCUCCGCGGAAGCCGGACGCGGCGCUCCGAUUAGCGCCUGAGGCAGGAGCCCCCAAACCAGACCCAUGGCUUCGCUGGCCAGGCCUGCCGUUUUGCCGAACCUACUGGUUCCCUCCUCCGCCGAGAAAAUGAGGGUCCUCCUGCUCUCCUCCAGGCUGCAAAGCCCCUCGGAGAGCGACCUCCUCGGCGGCCCUUUCGAGCAGGAUAAUCACUUGAAAUCUGUGGAUCUUGAUCAUGUUAUCAAACUGCUUGAAGAAACAGAAUCAAGUAGUUCAGAAGAACAGCUCCAAGCAGUAAAGAAAGUUGCAAAACGCUUUGAACAUGGGAUUCCUCUUAAAGAUUUAACACAAAUCUCUAAAAUUUUAAACUUAUGUGCAGAAAAAAUUCAACUUGACAAUGCUUUUAUUCAACCUACUUGCGAAAUUCUUAAAUUACAUGGGUUACCAUUUUACAAAAAGAAAUUAUCUGAUGAAGUAAACUAUGCCAAAGACAUUCAACAAUCAAUUGCACAACUGGGUUACUUGAUGAGGGUGCCAUGCUCUGAAGUAAGAAUACAAAUCUGUAAAUGUGUCAUUAGCUUUUGCCACACUGAACCACCAAAGAAAGAAUAUGAAGUUUACCAGCCAGUAAGUACAAACUACAAAAAGCGUAUGGUGGAAUUAGCAGGUUUAGCAGAAACCUUGGUCUUGUCAUUAACUUUAGUUGAAAAUCAACUUCCUGAGAAAUUAUGGAUAAUUAAAACUCUACAGCAUCUUUCUAAUUCGGAGGAAAACUGCAAACUUAUGAUGAAUGCUGAAGCACCAAGAAGAUUAUGCGCUCAUUUAACUGAUCCUGACUCUUCUGGGCAGCUGCUAUUCCGAUCCUCAGAAAUCCUCUGGAAUUUAUUAGAAAAAACAUCCAAGGAAGAAAUUAUUAAUCAGCUUAGUAACUUGGAAUGUGUACAUGCUCUGAAGGAAGCAUUUACAAACUUACUUAUACAUGGUUCCAGGCAUUAUGAUCGUCAGCUAAGAAAUGACAUUUUAGUGAUAGCUACUCUUAUAGCUCAGAACCCUGGAACACCAAUGAUUGAAACUGGAUUUGCCAAGCAAUUAAUACUGUUUGCUACUUUUGAGGAAGUGAAAAGUCACAAUCCUUUGGUAAAAGGCCUCAAAUUCACUCACUCUUAUGAAGAUUUUGAGUUGAAAAAGCUGCUGUUUAACAUGCUGACUGUACUAGCAAAAGAUUUAUGUACUGUGCAGCUGCUGCACGAGGGUAAAGUUAUAUCAGCUUUGUUUUACUAUUUAAAACCAAAUGAAAAGUCAGGAGCACUUGACAUGUCUGCAGCACAGUAUGAAGAAUUACAGCUUCUUGCAAUUGCUACCUUAGCUACAGUGGCUCCCUUGUUGAUAGAAGACUACAUGAUGUGCCAUGGCAAUACUCGUCUUCUCAUGUUUCUACAGUGGUGUGCAGGCAAUGAUCCCUUCUUUGCUCAAGGGAACAGUUUCCAUGGUACAGGUGGUCGUGGCACGAAACUUGCACAGAUGCGCUAUAGCUUGAGAGUGCUGAAUCCUGUUGUUUCCCUUUGUGAUGAUGAUGUGAAUCUUGAUCUUUGUGAUCAGGGAGCAAUUCAUCAACUGUUGGAUAUCUUAAAGAAUACCACAACCAAUUACAAAGAAGGUGCUAUUGUGAUGGAGAUUCAGACUGAUAUCUUACUUAUCCUGUCAACUCUUUGCGAAAAUAAUCUUCAUAGAAAGGAGCUAUUUGGAUGGGAAGGAGUGGAUAUACUUAUUCCAUUUAUGAAGAUAGAUGCUCAGAAAUUCUAUAGUGGAUUGGGUCAUAAUCGUCUCCUUUUUAGUGUUCUGGACUGCUUAUGGUGCUGUGUAAUGGGCUGUACCAUUUUAGAGGACUAUUUUCUUGAAAGAGAAGGUCUCUUCACUCUCUUGGAUUUGCUCACGUUAAAUCAAAAGAAUGUAUGCAAUCUGAUUCUUGGAAUAUUAGUAGAAUUUUGUGACAACCCUAAAACUGCUUCUCAUAUCAAUGCUUGGCGAGGGAAAAAAGACCAAACAGCAGCCAAUCUACUAGUAAGUUUGUGGAGACAAGAAGAGGAGGAGAUGGGAGUUAAACAUGAUAAGCUUGGAAGAAUUAUUGAUAUAAAGAAGCCAUUAGUUGGCCAAUUCCAAAAAAACCAGGAAGUGGUUCCAAUGCCUGCCAGUUGUCCCACUAUUGCUGUCAUGGAUGUUGCUGAAAAUAUGAGAGCAAAAAUUUAUUGCAUAAUAUGUAAACUAGGGUUUGAAAAUUUGCCUGGCCUGACUGCAAAGGAUUUUGUUACACUUGCCAUCAUUCGCAGGUAUCUUGACUUUAAGGUUGGUGAAAUCUGGGGUGAAAUGUGUGCAGAGCUUAAAAAAGAAAAAUUCAGGCCAGUUACCCCUGAUCAGGAAGCAAUACUGGUUAUUACAGAAGCAUUCGAAAAUGUUGGGAAGAUGGUUGUCUCUCUACAAACCGAAAUGCUAGAAAGCCAGAAAUACCAAGAAAUUCAGGAGGAACAAAAAUGUUAUGCCAAGAUUCAGUCUCUUCAUAAGCAAAAAGAAAUGGUCAGUAAGUCUUGGGAAAAUUUCUUAGCUCGGACUUCAAAUUACGAGGCUUUAAGGAAAGCAAAAAGGCUCCAGGAAAGAUCAAUUGAAAAUUCUAGACCAAAAGUUAAACAAUAUAAUGCAACAUUUCAUGAAACUAAUAUCAAAGGCCUAAAUACAACAAUUGCAUCUGGUCGCCUAGUAACAGUUGAAAGUACACCUUCUGAAUUGACUGGAGGACCACUAGCUGACACAGACCUUGCACUUAAAAAGCUGCCUAUUCGUGGUGGAGCCUUAAAAAGGAUCAAAGAAGUUAAAAUUAUGGAUUCCUUCAAGAAAGGUUCAGUAUCUGUAAAAUGAAUAUUGUGCAGUAACAUUCCAGAUAAUUUUCUGUAUUUUAAAUUUAAUUUAUAUAUCUAAUUUGAAUAACUAUUUGUGCCACACUGGGAAAUGUAGAUAUUUUAGACAGCCUCUUUUUCCCUUAGAAAUAAUAUGGAUAUCAUGAAGCCAAUGAAUAAAUUCAGUG